AUGACAUUUUUUUUCUUAUGUUUCUUUUUUCUAAUAUAUAUUUUUAUUUGUGAUUUUCAUCUUCUACAUCAUUCAUUUAUUCAUUCAUUCAUUCAUUCAUUCUUCUUCUCUUUUCUUCUUCUUCUUCUUCUUCUUCUUCUUCCUCUUUUCCUUCUUCUUCUUCAUCUUCUUUUCCAUCUACUGCUUUUUCUUCUUCAUCUUCUCUUUCUUCUUCUACUUUUCUUCUUUCACGUCUUUUUUCUUCUGUAUAUCUUCUUCCUUUUCUUCUUUUCUCCGUCUUCUUCAUCUAAUUUUUCCUCAUCUCCUCUUUCUUCUUCUUUUCUUCUUUUUCUUCUUCUAUAUCUUUCUUCUUUUCGCCUUCUUCUUCAUCUACUUAUUUUUUCAUCAUCUCACUCUUUUCUUCUUCUUCUUUAUCUUUUUCUUUCUCUUCUUUUAUUUUCCUUUUCUUCUUCUUUAUCUUCUUUUUUCUUUCUUCUUCUUUCUAUUCACUGUUUUCUCAUUUUGUUUCAUCUAAUACACUUUGAGUUGUUUUUUUUCUUCUUAUUUGUGCCUCCCAACAUAUCUUUCUUUCUUUCUUUCUUUCUUUCUUUUCUUUCUGCUUGUCUUUCGUUUUCUUUUUUCUUUCUGCUUGUCUUUCUGUUUCUUUCUUUCUUUCUUUCUUUCUUCUACUUUCAGAUAGAAAAUUGCCAUGUCUUUAUCUAUCUAUCUAUCUAUCUAUCCCAGUAUGUUCAUAUCUAUUUCAGUCUGUUCCUUCCUAUCUAUCUAUCUAUCUAUCUAUCUAUCUAUCUAUCUAUCUAUCUCAUGCAUUUGUCGUGUAAAAUCUAUCUAUCUAUCUAUCUAUCUAUCUAUCUAUCUAUCUAUCUAUCUAUCUAUCUAUCUAUAACCAGCUCUUCUGUCUCUCUCUCUCUCUCACUCUCUAUCACAAGCUGUUGUUCAUUAUCUAUCUAUCUAUCUAUCUAUCUAUCUAUCUAUCUAUCUAUCUAUCUAAAAAAGAAAUUAGAAUAA
Molecule: messenger RNA, 1005 nt
Organism: Acanthosepion pharaonis
Lineage: Eukaryota; Metazoa; Mollusca; Cephalopoda; Sepiida; Sepiidae
Source: the annotation of a GenBank genome assembly